AUCGAGCGGGGGGAAAAAUUCCUCCAUGGUCGGCGAAUCGACCUCGGAUAAUCAAAAUGGAAACGAAGGGCCGAACCCUUCUACAUCUCCGACAGAAUCGAACGAAAAGAAACCCGCGUCCUUGGAUGAUGCAGAGAAAGGGAAGGUAAAACUAGCAUUGGAAGAUAAAACGGAAGAACAGACAGAUGACGAUGAGGAAGAAGAAUUACUGUUCCCGGGAUUUAUGGCCAAAACGUUCUUUUUUAUGAAACAAUCUCAUCCAGUCCGAUUACAAUUCCUUCGAUUGAUAACAUGGUCAUGGUUUGAACGAGCGAGUAUGAUGGUCAUCUUAUUAAACUGUAUAACCCUGGGAAUGUAUCAACCAUGUAAUGACCAGGUCUGCUCCACCAACAGAUGUCGUGUUCUCGAAGCCUUCGACCAUUUCAUAUUUGCUUUUUUUGCCGUUGAGAUGGUGAUCAAAAUGAUGGCGAUGGGUAUAUUUGGAAAGGACGCUUAUCUCGGAGAUUCCUGGAAUAAAUUAGAUUGUUUUAUAGUGAUAGCAGGAAUUGCGGAAUACAUACUAUACAAAGCAGUCGAAUAUGGAAUUGAUACAGAAAAUCUUAGCAUAUCAGCCAUUCGAACUAUCAGAGUUUUGCGACCUCUCAGAGCCAUUAAUCGAAUUCCAAGUAUGCGUAUAUUAGUUAUGUUAUUAUUAGAUACACUACCUAUGUUAGGAAACGUGCUUCUUCUGUGUUUUUUUGUGUUUUUUAUAUUUGGGAUAAUUGGAGUACAGUUAUGGGCUGGUGUAUUACGGAACAGGUGCUUUAUAGAUAUCAGUGAUAAUAUAUCUUAUAUGGGUGAAUUACCGACAUACUUCCAGCCAAUUAAAGGGGAUUAUAUUUGUAGUAAAGACAGUGAAUCAGGAAUACGAACUUGUAAAGAUUUACCGUUAUUUAUUUAUGAGGGAAGAAUGUGUAAUGAUACCGCUCAACCAUUUAGUAAUAAUACGCCAACUCCCUAUUCUUGUGUGAAUUGGAACCAAUAUUAUACAAAGUGUGAUGCUGGGGAUCGGAAUCCCUUCCUUGGUGCGAUUUCUUUUGAUAAUAUAGGAUUUGCGUGGGUAGCCAUUUUUCAAGUAAUCAGUUUAGAAAGUUGGGUAAAUAUAAUGUAUUAUGUACAAGAUGCUCAUUCUUUCUGGGAUUGGGCGUAUUUUGUAGCACUUAUAGUCAUCGGCUCAUUUUUUAUGAUAAAUCUGUGUUUAGUUGUUAUAGCAACACAGUUUUCUGAAACAAAAAAACGAGAAACGGAGAGAAUGUUACAAGAGAGGAAAAGAUAUCAGUCGACCAGUACGAUCGCCAGUAAUUCAGAACCAGGCGGGUGUUACACAGAAAUUUUAAAACUUCUUGUUCAUAUAUUCAGGAAAGCAAAACGCAAAUUCUUGAGUCGAUAUUGCCAAAGUCAAGCCAAAAGACAGCGAAAAAUCAAUCCAGAAAAAGCGAUAUCCCUGCGUCGUAAGCGCCAUCGCAAAAAAGGUAUACCAACAGUUUAUCUCAAUCAACAUACAAAUUAUCACCAUCAUCAUUUAAACAUAGUGACGCCAGAUCUAUGUAUUCACCGCGCUGACGGAAGUCCCAUGGCACCACGAGCCAGCCCAGAAGUCUCAGAUGUUGAUCCUCUCUCAUCACCAAGACGACCUAAUUUCUUGAUGCUGCCUAGCAACAACAAUAGCUUAAACCCUUCCUCAGAAUCUUUGAACACGUGUGGAGGCGGGGGACUUGAUGUAAUGACUCCGACAUUCUACAAAUCACGACAACACUCGCCCAAUCACCUUUCUCCUCACAUGGGGUUAAGUCGCACUCCUUCGAUUAACAGUCGAACCAGCGUUAAGAAUUUAGUUUCGUUGCCGGAAGUUUUAGCUGCACAAGGUGCUAAGAAUGCUGCACUGGCUGCCUCUAAUUUAUUACUGAAUGCCGAUACACAGCCCUCAAAACUGCAAUCCCUAGCUGAUAAAGGUUUGUUUGCAGAUACGCUAUUGGUCGAUCAUAUUGUGGCGGAAAAUAAACGGGUUUCCAUGACGCAUCAGUUGUCCCGCACUCACAGCGAUUGCGAGACCACUAAUAGUCAUUCGGAAUGUGAAUAUACUGAUAGUGAUAAAGAUUACGAUUCCGAUUCCGACUAUGACUGGAAAGAGGAGAAAAAGAAGAAAAAACAUUGUCUUUGUGGUAAUGGUAAUUAUUUUCUUCUCCCUGUUUAGUUUCCGUUGUUUCUAACAUGGGAGUUUUUGUUCUCUUCGUGGGUAAAUUUUUAUUUUAUCUUUUUCUUGUUUUUUUUAAAAAGAAAUUUGUUUCAAAGUAAAAAUAUAAAGAAGUUAUUGUGGAUGUAAAAAAAAAAAAAAAAAAAAUUAGGAAAAGAGAAUGUCUUAAUUACAAAUCACCAAAGUAACUUUUAAUUUUAUGAAAGGGUUUUUGAAUAACUUUCUAGCUUUUAAUUGGUAAUGCUCAUGAAUUUGCUGGGAGGUAGAAUUCAGGGAAUG
Messenger RNA from Patella vulgata (common limpet), 2512 nucleotides. RefSeq names its product voltage-dependent T-type calcium channel subunit alpha-1G-like. The transcript has 9 exons. Gene Ontology annotation, cellular component: voltage-gated calcium channel complex; plasma membrane; voltage-gated sodium channel complex. Bases 26 to 2233 code for a protein of 735 amino acids. Gene Ontology annotation, molecular function: voltage-gated sodium channel activity; low voltage-gated calcium channel activity. The record is from RefSeq and is a predicted model, not a curated record. Gene Ontology annotation, biological process: membrane depolarization during action potential; neuronal action potential; calcium ion import. Lineage: Eukaryota; Metazoa; Mollusca; Gastropoda; Patellidae.